AAGGAGGAGCUGGCCCAGCAGUACGAGCUGAUCCUGCAGGAGUGCGGCCACGGGCGCUUCCAGUGGACGCUCUACUUCGUGCUGGGGCUGGCCCUCAUGGCCGACGGCGUGGAGAUCUUCGUGGUGGGCUUUGUCCUCCCCAGCGCCGAGAAGGACAUGUGCCUGUCGGACUCCAACAAAGGCAUGCUGGGCCUCAUCGUCUACCUGGGCAUGAUGGUGGGAGCGUUCCUGUGGGGCGGCCUGGCGGAUCGGAUCGGCCGGAGACAGUGCCUCCUCAUCUCCCUCUCGGUCAACAGCGUCUUCGCCUUCUUCUCCUCCUUCGUGCAAGGCUACGGCACCUUCCUCUUUUGCAGGCUGCUCUCCGGCGUGGGCAUCGGGGGCUCGAUCCCCAUUGUCUUUUCCUACUUCUCGGAGUUCCUCGCCCAGGAGAAGCGCGGUGAGCACCUCAGCUGGCUCUGCAUGUUCUGGAUGAUCGGGGGCAUUUACGCGUCCGCCAUGGCCUGGGCCAUCAUCCCUCACUACGGCUGGAGUUUCCAGAUGGGCUCCGCGUACCAGUUCCACAGCUGGAGGGUCUUCGUCUUGGUCUGCGCCUUCCCCUCCGUCUUUGCCAUCGGCGCGCUCACCACCAUGCCUGAGAGCCCCCGCUUCUUCCUGGAGAACGGGAAGCACGACGAGGCCUGGAUGGUGCUGAAGCAGGUUCACGACACCAACAUGAGAGCCAAGGGCCACCCCGAGAGGGUCUUCUCGGUGACCCACAUCAAAACCAUCAAGCAGGAGGACGAGCUGAUUGAGAUCCAGUCGGACACCGGCACCUGGUACCGACGCUGGAUGGUUCGGAUCCUGAACCUCUCGCAGCAGGUCCGGAACAACUUCGUGCAGUGCUUUGCCCCCGAGUACCGGCGCGUCACUCUCAUGAUGAUGGCCGUGUGGUUCACCAUGUCUUUCAGUUACUACGGCUUGACCGUCUGGUUCCCAGACAUGAUCAAGCAUUUGCAGAACAUCGAAUACGCCUCCCGCACCAAGCUCUUCACCCGGGAGAAGGUGGAGCACUUCACCUUCAACUUCACCCUGGAGAACCAGAUCCACCGCGAUGGGCAAUACUUCAAUGACAAGUUCAUCGGCCUCAAGCUGAAAUCGGUCUCCUUUGAGGACUCCCUCUUUGAGGAGUGCUACUUUGAAGACAUCACUUCCAGCAACACCUUCUUCCGGAACUGCUCCUUCAUCUCCACCGUCUUCUACAACACAGACCUGUUCGAGUACAAAUUCAUCAACAGCAAAAUCAUCAACAGCACUUUCCUGCACAACAAAGAAGGCUGCCAGCUGGACUUCAGCGAUGACAACAAUGCCUACAUGAUCUACUUCGUCAGCUUCCUGGGCACCCUCGCCGUGCUGCCGGGGAACAUCGUCUCGGCCCUGCUCAUGGACAAGAUCGGGCGCCUCCGGAUGCUGGCCGGCUCCAGCGUGAUGUCGUGCAUCAGCUGCUUCUUCUUGUCGUUCGGGAACAGCGAGUCGGCCAUGAUCGCCCUGCUCUGCCUUUUCGGGGGGGUGAGCAUCGCCUCCUGGAACGCCCUGGACGUGCUGACGGUGGAGCUGUACCCUUCGGACAAAAGGACGACAGCCUUCGGCUUCCUCAAUGCCCUCUGCAAAUUGGCGGCCGUCCUGGGCAUCAGCAUCUUCACAUCCUUCGUCGGCAUCACGAAAGCCGUGCCCAUUUUGCUGGCCUCAACGGCACUGGCGGUGGGCAGCUCGCUAGCGUUGAAGCUGCCGGAGACGCGCGGGCAGGUGUUGCAGUGAGUGGGGGGUGCGCCCCCAGGUUUCCCCCACCCCCCCCAGGGAGAUUAGAAUUGUUAGACACUGUGAAAUGUCUUAUUUUCUCAUAUUGAUGAUUUUAUUUUUUUGCUCCCCUCCCCCAUCUCCUUCUUUCCCCUCCGCUCCCCCCCUUUUUCCGGUGUCAUAACAUGUGUGAGGAUCAGCUCAUUCGUUGCGGGAGUUGGGGAGGUUUGAAAACUUCACUGAGAAGGAGAGGGGGGAAAAAACCCCUCUGUGCACUAAAUUCAGCCUGGGAAUAGCCCGGCCCUGGCAGCGUGAAUCGAUUCACUGGGCCGGCGGCCGAUUGG
Pelodiscus sinensis (Chinese soft-shelled turtle) is the source of this 2117-nucleotide messenger RNA. The record is from RefSeq and is a predicted model, not a curated record. Lineage: Eukaryota; Metazoa; Chordata; Testudines; Trionychidae.